UGAAUCCGAUGGCGGCAAAUCCUCUAGCUGCAAACCCGCUAGCCCCAAGUCCUCUCGCGCCGAACAAUCCUCUAGCGGCAGCGAAUCCUCUAGCGGUAACUAGUAACGCGCUUAAUCCCAUAGCUGGCGCGAUGGGUGGAACGGCGUUUGGCACAUCAAAACUCGCGAAUGCUGGACCAGUGAAUGGAACCCAAGUCGUGCAGAUGAUGCAACAUCCGGUGGUAUCAUAUUGAAAUUUCGAAAAAACGGUGUUCGCAUUGCACCCCGUUUUUCUUCCUGUGUUGUCAAAACUGAAGACUUCAAGGCAUCAAGCCUUACAAGCACUCUUAGAUGCAAGAACUGUUAACACACUCAGAUGCAAGAAAUGUCGACGACGAAUCCUGGUAUGGCUCAAAUGCUCAUGAGCAACCCACCAUUGCUGGCGCAGUUAUUGCAGGAGCAUGAUGAAUUAUGGCUCACAAAAAUUCAUCUUCACAUAGCACUUGACUCAGUGACUAUCCUAUCUUGGAUGCUGUAACUUCUAUCCUAUGAACGCAGAACUUCAGGCGCUCUGAGCUCUAAAUGAAGCCGAGGAAAUAGAAGAAGACUUGAGUGCUUCAGUCAGCGGUCUUCCCUCAGCAGCACGCUCGUCAUCCAAAGGCAAGCUUGGAGUUUCGGGCGAAGAUGAUGGUCCUCCAGGGCGUUCUGGAGAAGGCGACGUGGAAAAACAACCAGCUGGGCCUCCCAGCUAUGCUGAAGAACUUUUGAAAAGGGAGAAGGAGAAACAGAAAGUAUGCAUGGGGUGAAUAUUUAUUUUUACUUUUUUACUCGAUGUAGUAUAAAAGAAGUAUAAGAGUUUCUAGACUGAUGUGUUUCUCUGUCAAGUAGUUAACAAGAACAUCGAUCUACUUCUAAGCACUUUAAUGAACUUAGAAUUGCUUCUUGAUGUUAUCGUCUUCAUAAUUUCGUAUCAAACCCUGAACCUUUAGUGCCUCUAAUCCCUCGUCAUAGUUUAACGCGUCGUG
Messenger RNA from Amoebophrya sp. A25, 1004 nucleotides. NCBI's taxonomy places the organism in Eukaryota, Dinophyceae, Syndiniales, Amoebophryaceae. The record is from the annotation of a GenBank genome assembly.